This is a messenger RNA of Suricata suricatta (meerkat), 4734 nucleotides long. RefSeq names its product glucocorticoid modulatory element binding protein 2 (gene GMEB2). The transcript is spliced from 11 exons. Gene Ontology annotation, cellular component: nucleus. The record is from RefSeq and is a predicted model, not a curated record. Gene Ontology annotation, molecular function: DNA-binding transcription activator activity, RNA polymerase II-specific; RNA polymerase II cis-regulatory region sequence-specific DNA binding. Gene Ontology annotation, biological process: positive regulation of transcription by RNA polymerase II. Lineage: Eukaryota; Metazoa; Chordata; Mammalia; Carnivora; Herpestidae. The coding region runs from base 1197 to 2807 and encodes 536 amino acids.
ACAAAUCAUUGGGGCCUGAUGGACAUGUCAGGAACCCAAGCCCUGGGAGGGGAACCGGGCUUCUGUCUCAAGUCCGCCUCCCCCUGGGGUCUCCGCAGGCCAUGCUCAGCCCCUGGGGAGCUUGGGUUCCUGUUCUGGGGGCUCGGUGACACUGCCGUGGCCGCUGUGUCUGCAUCGCCGCGUCAAGGACUUGAGCCUCAUUCGGCGGAGUAACUUCCGGGUGUGUUGUUUUGGAAACUUAAUCCAGUUGCCACUGGAGAGGCAAGAAUUCAGUUCUGUGCGUUUGUACUACUUAGUCCUCUGCAAAGUUUUGAGGUUUGGGGGAGGAUUCCUGCCUUUCUGCAGCUUCGGUUGAAGUGUGACUUUUGUGACCCUGUGGAGCUCACCCGAUGAAAACCGAGGUCCUUGCUCAGUACGAACGCAAAGCCCCGAGACGUUAGCACCAAAGAUCAGUAUUAUUUUAAGUUCAACUUUAAUUGAUUGAUUGAUUCAUUCAAGAUUUUAUAUUUUUAAAUAAUCUCUGCUCCCACCUUGGAGUUUGAACUCAACACCCAAGAGUCACACGCGCCCCACCGGCCGAGCACCCAGGUGCCCCGUCAGUACAGUUUGAAAGUAGACUUUCAUUCUCGUUUGCUUAAAAGUCUUGGUUUCAAAGCUUAAACCUAGAACACAGAAGAUAUAUUUUAGAAACGGACAGGAAGUCUGUCAAUUCAGUGAGUCCAUUGUUGCAGCUUUCCUGGCUGAAAGGCGUGUGAAGACAGCCCUCGGGCCCGUCCCUGGAGACCCUGCCCCAGGACGCUGGGCCGCAGUGCUCGGCCCCCCGGGAGCGGUGCGUGUCUGACGCAGGGUGACCGUGCAGGGACACACCAGAGGCCGGACCACCCUAGCGUGGGGUUUACAUCAGGCUCACCUCGCUGUGCCCUCCCGAGGCCACUGGUCUUUUCACGGCCUCCACAGCGCAGCCUCUCAGGCCGGCUCCUGUCACCUAGCAGCGCCGUGAGCUUCCUGCGGGCCUUUGUGUGUCUCAUAGCUCGUCUUUACCUCUGAAGGACGUCCCAUCGUAGGGAACGUACGCCACCUGCUCGCCUUUGGAAGGACUCGGCUUUCCACAGCGUCCCCGGAGCAGCGUUACCCGCUGCAGGGCUUGGGACCCUGGCGAAGUGACCGUCUCGUUCGGCGUCUUCUCCAGCUGAGCAAUGGCAACCCCGGAUGUGAGCGUCCACAUGGAGGAGGUGGUGGUGGUGACCACGCCGGACACUGCGGUGGACGGCAGCGGUGUGGAGGAGGUGAAGACCGUGCUGGUGACGACCAACCUGGCUCCUCAUGGGGGCGACCUGGCGGAAGACAGCAUGGAGACGGAGAACGCAGCGGCUGCCGCCGCGGCCGCCUUCACAGCGUCCUCGCAGCUCAAGGAGGCCGUGUUAGUGAAGGUGGCCGAAGAGGAGGAGGGGCUGGAGGCUGAAAUCGUGUACCCCAUUACCUGCGGGGACAGCCGGGCCAACCUGAUUUGGAGGAAGUUUGUGUGUCCCGGCAUCAACGUGAAGUGUGUUCAGUACGACGAGCACGUGAUCAGCCCGAAGGAGUUCGUGCACCUGGCCGGCAAGUCCACGCUGAAGGACUGGAAGAGGGCCAUCCGCAUGAACGGCAUCAUGCUCAGGAAGAUCAUGGACUCCGGGGAGCUGGACUUCUACCAGCACGACAAGGUCUGCUCCAACACCUGCCGCAGCACCAAGAUUGACCUGUCGGGCGCCCGCGUGUCGCUGAGCAGCCCCACGUCGGCCGAGUACAUCCCGCUCACCCCGGCCGCGGCCGAUGUGAACGGGUCUCCCGCCACCAUCACGAUAGAGACCUGUGAGGACCCCGGCGACUGGACCACGGCCAUCGCAGAUGACACAUUUUCCUUCUGGCGAGGGCUCAAGGACGCUGGGCUGCUGGACCAGGUCAUCCAGGAGUUCCACCAGGAGCUGAUGGAGACCAUGAAGGGCCUGCAGCAGCGGGCCCAGGACCCCCCGCUGCAGCUCCGAGACGCUGUCCUCCUCAACAACAUCGUGCAGAACUUCGGCAUGCUGGACCUGGUGAAGAAGGUGCUGGCCAGCCACAAGUGCCAGAUGGACCGCUCCCGGGAGCAGUAUGCCCGUGACCUGGCAGCCCUGGAGCAGCAGUGUGAUGAGCACCGGCGCCGGGCCAAGGAACUCAAGCACAAAUCUCAGCACCUCAGCAACGUGCUCAUGACGCUCACGCCCGUGUCCCUGCCGCCCCCCGCGAAGCGGCCUCGGCUCGCGAGGGCCACGUCUGGGCCAGCCGCCAUCGCCUCGCAGGUGCUCACCCAGUCUGCCCAGAUCGCCCUCAGCCCCGGCGUGCCCGUCUCCCAGCUGACUGGCGUGCCGCUUGGCAAAGUGGUGUCCGCCCUGCCCUCCGCCGCCCUGGGCAAGGGGCCCGCGCAGGCCGCUCCCGCCGGCUCGCCGGCCUCGCCGCUGCUUGGGGGCUACACGGUGCUGGCCUCGUCGGGCGCCACCUUCCCCAGCACGGUGGAGAUCCACCCGGACGCGUCCAGCCUCGCCGUCCUGAGCACGGCCGCCAUGCAGGACGGCAGCACUGUGGUCAAGGUGGUGAGUCCCCUGCAGCUGCUCACCCUGCCCGGCCUGGGCCCCACCCUGCAGAACGUGGCCCAGGUGUCGCCCGGGGGCAGCACCAUCGUGACCGUGCCCACGGGGGCUGUCGAGAGCGCCAUGGCCGCCUCGGGCCCCGAGGAGCACACGGCCACCAUCGAGGUGGCUGCCAUGGCAGAGGGCCGGGAGCACAAGUAGCCGGCGGCGGCGGACGAGGCCCGUCGUGGGCACAGGGCCGGCUCCUCUCCUCAGGCCACGGCCGGGCGCCCCGCGGGCCCCAUCGGGCCGAACCAAAGAGAGGAAGCACCAACCCAGAGGACGAGAAGGACGAUCGGCAGCUGCAGAGCCGUGCGGCCAGCCCUCCGCUCGGGGCCUCUGCCCCUUCUUUUUCGGGAAACAGACUUUUCCAUCUGUUGCUUAUUGACACCGUUUACACGUCAGGCCUGGUGAGGAGCCAGACAGGACGAGGAGGCAGAGCCGGGGAGCGGGGCGCAGACUCCGUGGUGUGGGGGGCCCCUGGGGGGGCCGGAGCCGGCUGGGGGAGGGGGUGUCACUAACACGUGUCUUGGGAACCGUCCCCAAGUGUGGAAACCCAUGGAUCCUAUGGAUUUGGUUUCUUCCCACAGUUUUCUGUAGGUUUAGUGUGGCCUGGCGCCCUGCUCCCCUGUCUCUGGUCCGCACGUGGCCCCGGUCUGGGGCUCCCGAGUGUUUGGGGGUUGGAGUGCGGAUCCCAGGGCCCCGGCAGCUUGAGUUUGCCAUCUGCCCGGGGUCGAGAACGGGGCAGCACCCCCCCUCCCUCCGCCCAGCAGGUGCUCAGCCUUCUGGGGGCCGUUGCACAAGCACUGUGGGUGUUUUUAAGUGAAUUGUUUAGUAGGCUUCUUGGAAGAGUCAGAUUUAUAGCAUUUUCACACUAAACAAUGCUGAGUGCCUAGGCUUCCCGAAUUUGCUCUGGGUUCCAGGUGUUUUGUACAGGACUGUAGGGAGGGCCCUCGGGUGACCGUGCCACCAGUUCCUGCUGUCGGCUGUGUAAGCUCCGGCAGGCCCCCAGGGCAGUGUGACUGUGGCUGUGGUCCCAGUGGUGGGGGGGCAGGGUGCAAGCAGAAGUCAGGAGCGGAGGAAGAUUUUUGGGGGCUCGGUAUCGACCCCUGUGCUCAGUCCGCUGGUGGGGCCACUGUGACAGCUUGGCCCCUGGGCUCCCCAGGACUCCCCCACCCCCACCACACUGGCUGUCGCUAGUGUCCGAGGGCACGUGGGGGACCCAGGAUGCCCGCUGGCAGGGCCAUCGUGGGCUGUCUGCAGGUGUGACUUGGGACCCAGGAGGAAAACCAGGCAGGGGGCUCCUGCAGGCCUGGCGCCCUCGCCCAGCCCUCGCCCUCGAGUGGCAGGUUCCCGGGGCUCCCCCCCAACCCUCCAGUUCUGAUCCUGCUGAAGACCUUGUUUAGGGGAAGGGGAGGGGGCUCCAGAGACCAGCCACUGCCCCCACUCCGUGCUUUGAAGGGAACUGGGUUGUUUGUCCAUCCUUCCAUCUGUCAGGUGCCCCAGAACUACCUGAGCAGGUCUCGGCCCCCGAGUCAAGCCACGGAGGUGGUUUCUUUCUGUUUUCUUUCUGUUGUGAACCAGUUUGUUGUCAUGGGUCAGCGGGAUCCUCGCUCCUCUCCGCUGAGUCCUGCCUCCUGCCGCCUUCGGCAGUGUGGCCCCACGGGCGUGGGCGCGGCCCAGCUGGGCCCGCCCCCCUGCACCAGCCCAGACCACAUAGGAAGCCGCGUGGUUGAUUAAACCGCGUUUUGCCCUUGGAGCCUUUGUCAAAGUCAGGCGCACCGCCCCCUCCGAAGCUGUCGCCCCGCCCUCAGACCACAGGGCGCCGGAGGGGGUCCACGCCCAAGCUUCAGAAGUGACCGUGGCCCCUCCCCCUGCCUGGCACCUGUGCCUCGGAGGCCUCCCCACCCCAGGAGGGCGAGGUCCCCCUUCUAGUCCCCAGGGGACAGAACCUGGGGCUGUGUCUGGCGGGCAGGGUUGUGCGGCUCAGAGGCUGGCUGGGGCAGGGAAGCAUCCGGGUUCUACUUUGUACGUUGUUUUGCAAGUAUCUGCUUGGUACUUUGAUUUAAAGUAAAAACAUUUUUCGUAA